Molecule: messenger RNA, 1218 nt
Organism: Paramecium tetraurelia
Lineage: Eukaryota; Ciliophora; Oligohymenophorea; Peniculida; Parameciidae
Exons: 3
Source: RefSeq, a predicted model, not a curated record
AUGGAAUAGGAAAGAAAACGCUCUUGGUAAAAUGGAUGGAAUACCAUGCCAGGAAUAAAAAAGGGGUAAGAUUAUAGUAAAUAAUAGCGAUAUCCUGAUUUCAUCAUUCCUCAUUUUGCUACUUAGUCGGGCAAAAAUAGCAAUUAUUAUUAUGCAAUAUAUAGAAUCCUAAUCAAAUUAAGAGAAGCAUUGAAUAUUAAACAAAAAGUGGAGCUUUUGGAAGAGAAAUUGAGACGUUACUUUUAAUAUUGGUUAGAAAUAUGUAGUAGACAAUUAGAAUAGCAGAUUAUCAAUGGAGCAGAAACAAUCUAUGAUAAAGUUAUUCUGGUGUUUGAGGGCAUUGACAACUUUAGAGAAAUCCUGGAUAUGCAUAGAGAAGCCAACGUCAAUUUUUGGUUGCCAAAAUACUUUCCAACUAAUAUCAAAGUAAUUGUAACUGCUGAAAGACAAUCCUCUUCGAUGAGAUUACUUAAACCAGAUUGCCAAGUGAUUCCUAUUGUGUCUGAUAAAGCAUACAUGAAAUAGAUGGUUAAUAAUCAUUUGGGGAAGAAUUUAUUUAUUUAAGAAUUUGAUCAUAUUUUAGAUAUAUUCAUACAACUCAAUUACAAAGUUAGAAAUUAACCUCUCUUUGUAAGAUCCUACUUUUCUGUAUUUGUGCCCUACCCAACAGAUGGAGUAGUCGAAGAAAAUGAAAUAGAUAUUUCAUUCAUUCAAAAAAUCCUUAACUCUCUAACUCUUGAUCACUUUAAGAAGAUGAAAGUUGUUGAGGACUUAUUUCAAUUCUAAUUAGAAAUAUUCUCAAAAGCAGAAUUGCUUGAUAAAGAAAAAUUCAAAAAUGUCCUUCUUGUCUUAGCCUUAACCUAAAAAGGAUUGACAUAUCAAGAAAUAGAAUCAGUUUGUGAUAUCACAUAGUAGGAAUGGAAACGAUUUCUUGUUUUCUUUAAGGUUUAUAUAAUGAAACAUAGGGAUUUAUGGUUAAUACAUAAUGAAAUAUUUAAAAAAGUGGUUAUCAAUCAAUAUUAUACAGAUGUACAUAGUAUUUUGGAGCUUCAUGAUAAAAUUGCUGCAUCGAUUGAUAAGAUCACUCCAAACUCAAUUAGAAAACUGGAGGAAUAAAACAUUUCAAUUAUUUAGUGCAAAGAAUUACUUCGCCCUAAAAGAAGUUAUAAGUAUAAUCGAAAACUUCUUACUCUUGUUUAAUCCUUCUAAUAAAUAUGA